CGCAUGGUUGAAAAAAUGAGAUAAUCCAUAGCGAAUUGGAUCACUCGAGCAGAGAAUGAAUUUAACUCGAGAUGAAAUAGAGACUUUGUGUGAAAGAUUUUCGUUGCAUGGACCAAUUUUUCUAUAGCAAAAAGACAGAUAUUUUUAACUCACAGGUGAGUGUAUCUGUUGUUAUUUGAAUUUACGUUUCCCUUCUAUAAACUCCAUCAAUCACGGCAAGUUUGUGGCGUAUCGAUAAUUUCAUAGAUGAGAAGAAUACAAUUGUUUAUUGCUUCCUGUUGGUGCUUUUAUUGAAAUUUCGUCACUUACUAUCUAUGGCAACGGCUCCCUAGAAACUACUCUCUUCUACUACCAACUACAUUUUUUAUGGAUAAACAAGUUUCUUUAGCUUAGCCGUUUGAAGGUUUAGUUGGAAACCUUGGGACUAUAUAUAAUAUAGUUUUCCUAUUUAGAUUAUCUAAUAAUUAAGGUUCAGUGCGGAUACAAGAACCAAUGGUGUUUUAUUAAUAACCUAAAUUCCUAUUCCGAGUUAUCUUUAUUUAUUUUAAUGGUAGUAACGUUAUAAUUGUAUGCUCUCUAGUAGAAUAGCUGUAGAGAAGUAUUGAAUAAUAUUACAGUUGUCUAGCUACAAAGGAGCAAAUGCAUAAGCUUCUUCCCUCCAUAAAGAAUGAAUGUGAUUGAGUGUCAAUUUUUUCGACUCGGUACGGAAUAAUGGUUUUCCGAGUCCUGCGGAGAAGAAAGGUUUUUUUUUUUUAUUUUUACCAUUCUAUUCAUUCUUCAACUCUUUCUUUCCAAUGAAUUCCUCUUCCUAACAACCUUCUCGUAUUCUAGAUAUCCACCGCCUGCCCAACGAUUUAAUAUGCCUCUAAUUUGAGUAGAAUUCUGCUUCCUUUAUCCUAUGAGGUGACUUCUAACUCCAUUCUAUAUGCUUCAUUUUAUAUGGACACACACUUUUGUCUUCUUGAAUGUUUAUUUGUUUAUGUUUAUUUCCGUUAAUAUGAACAAACUUUUACCUUCCUUUCGAUACACCCUCACUAAGUAGCACCUAUACCCCAACCAAACCGGUUUGUUACCUUUGAUUUUGUUACUUAGUUGAUAAACAUCGUGCGGUAUUUGCUUAUAUCUUUCUUCUCUAUGAGGGAUUCCUUUAUCAUUUAUUUUUUGUUCCUUUCUUCGUCUAUUUUUUAGGAUUUUGCGUUCCUCGGGGCCGAAAAUGAACUAAAACAAACGAACCUUUUUUCUUUCAUUGGAUGCCCUACCCUUCCCUCUUUUCCAAUGAACCCCUCUCCACUUGAACCCCUCUUCUAUAUAAUUCCGGCAAUGAAAAAUUCAUGACGUAAGGAACAUAAAUAAACUAGCAGCCAUUGCCGCCUUUUCAUUUUUCACUAUAUACCUCAUUUUUUUUUUCUUAUUUCUUUUAGGAAACAAAAGUUCAAAGUAGAUUCGUGAUUUUAUUCAGUUUCUACCGGUUUUCGGAGUUACUUUAUAUUUUCCUGUUUCUAAAAUAAACACAAACCGGUGGAUUUUAUUACCUACGUGUGCAGCAGGAUUGGAAUAUUUUCAGCUACGGAUCUUUUAUUGACUGUAAUUCCCCUCUAUCACACUACCAAGUACCUUGCUGUACUCUAUUUACCUACUUGACCUAUUUGACAGUAGGGGUGUGUUUGUGUGGUUUGCGCGAGACCAACGUUAAGCAUACUUCUGUUUCUCCUAUCCCUUUUUACCUGUUCAUUCCUCAUUUGCAUUUGGACCGCCCAGGGGUCGAGGAAAGGAAAUUAGAACACUUUUUUUUAUUGUUCUUCUUGUUUGGUAUUCAAAAUGGUUAUGAUUGGUGGUCUCUCCAAAGAAGGAGAUGCUCGAAAAAUUAGCAAUAAGAUUGAAAAGCAGAUUGAAGCACAACGGAAAAAGAAUCGGAAAACGUACAAAAUUUUAUUACUAGGCGCUUCUGAUAGCGGUAAAAGUACCAUUAGCAAACAAAUAAAAAUUUUAAAUUCGAAUGGAUUCAGUCAGGAGGAAAUCAUGUCUUUUAUCCCAGUUAUCCGGCGGAAUUUACUGGAUCCAGCAAAAACGCUCAUAAAACUCGUUAGGAAUGAGGAAAUUCCUUUGGAUCCUUUAAACAUUCACAAUUGUGAAAUCAUUGAAAAAUUCAUUCCUAAUCCUGGUGAGCUGGUAUCCUUGGAUUUCGGAAAAGCCAUUUCUGACCUCUGGUCCGUCAACAAUAUUCGAAGGUGUAUGUAUCGGAAUGACUCUUUUCUUAUAGAUUCAGCCCCCUAUUUCUUUUCAAGGGCAAAUGCCAUUUGCAGUCAAGACUACGUACCUACAAUUGACGAUAUUUUGCAUUCCAGAAACUCCACCAUGGGGAUUUCUGAAAUUUCUUUUGGCAUAGACCAUUUACAAGUCCGUAUGUUUGACGUGGGUGGACAACGGACGGAGCGAAGGAAAUGGAUCUACUGCUUUGAAAAUGUCAAUUCUAUUAUAUUUUGUGUUUCCCUUAAUGAUUUUGAUAAGAAGCUUUAUGAGAGACAUGUCGCCAACCGCAACCGAUUACUGGAAAGUAUCGGUCUUUUUGAUUCCAUCAUUAAUAGCCAAUGGUUCGUUCAGUCUUCCAUUAUCCUUUUCCUCAAUAAGUUUGAUUUGUUUCGCAAAAAGUUGGAGUACGUUCCGUUUAUUGAUCAUUUCCCUCAAUACGCUGGCAAAAACUCUGUGAAAAGCGUCACCAAAUUUAUUCUUUGGAUGUUUGUAAACCCCAGCGUCAACCGACAAAAGCAUAAUAUUUACCCUCACAUAACAACUGCCGUCGAUACUUCCAAUAUUAAGGUUGUAUUCGCUGCCGUGAAAGAAACCAUUUUACAGCAUAGCUUAAAGGAAGCUGGAAUGUUUUAAUCUCUUUUUGUUACAUAUUCGUGCACAGUCUUUCUACAUCUUCCUUGUCACGCUAGAUUAUGUUUUUCUUUUUAUGUUUUUCUUAAUUUUUUUUUUUGUUUCUUUUUCUAUUUAAGGCGUUCGAUUGAUUCCUUCGCAAGUUUUUGGUUGUAUUUAUUCAUCACAUAAAUGACCUUGAUUUGAGAAUCUACAUGGUGAGUUUCUUGAGAUUGAUGAUUCGGUGGAUUUGUUAUGUUGUAUUGAACGCCCAUACUAUUUGAACAAAAUUACAUUUGCUAAAACUUUUUAUGUUUCCCAAUCUCUUUCCAAAUGGAUUGUUGUUUCUUCAGCUUAUUUGCUUACUUUUGUGUCUUAUUUUUUUUUUUUUUUUUAUUUUUUUAGCUUUCUUUCCCAAAUUUCUAUGGACCCUAUAAUAAUGAAGCAGAAGAGACAAAAGGAUGAAGACUACUUAUUGGGAAUGAGUGUUUUCAUCCGCUAAUUUUUCUUUUCUCUAAAAAGGUUAAUUGCUUUUGCUAAUAAUGCCUAUUAAUGUCACAUAAUUCCUCGUAAUAGCAAUUGGAGCCUCAAAAAUAUGAUAUAAAAAGAAAUGCCUUUACAUUCUUUUUUGCGCAAGGCAUUAUCCUCGUAUCAAAAUAUGAUUACGCCCGAGUGUUCUCUGUAUUUUUUAGUCUACUCUAAUAAAAAAAAACUCAGCUACUGAUACUAUAAAAUCUAGCACAUUUUCUAUUUCGCUGUUAUGAAAGAAAUACAUUUAUUUUGCUUAUGAUAGAUAGACUGUAUACUGUGUUUAUUGAAAG
Messenger RNA from Schizosaccharomyces cryophilus OY26, 3680 nucleotides. Its product is annotated as heterotrimeric G protein alpha-2 subunit Gpa2. The record is from RefSeq and is a predicted model, not a curated record. Gene Ontology annotation, molecular function: G-protein beta/gamma-subunit complex binding; GTPase activity; guanyl nucleotide binding. The transcript has 3 exons. NCBI's taxonomy places the organism in Eukaryota, Fungi, Ascomycota, Schizosaccharomycetes, Schizosaccharomycetales, Schizosaccharomycetaceae. The coding region runs from base 1819 to 2883 and encodes 354 amino acids. Gene Ontology annotation, biological process: adenylate cyclase-activating G protein-coupled receptor signaling pathway. Gene Ontology annotation, cellular component: heterotrimeric G-protein complex.